CCGCUUGACUGACAGAGGUCCAGCAGACACCACAGCAGCUCGUUUGGAUUUGGAGUCCAUCAAGAUGUUGGCUGCUCUCUUGGCACGCCGAGGGCUGGUGCAGUUCUAUCAUUCGGAGGAAUAAUGCAUACAUUUUGAGAAGUUAGCUUUGCUAAUCUACAUUGAUUUUGGUCAAGAACCUUUGUACAGUUUUCUUUUAGUCCACAUAUGCUGGCCAAACAGUGAAAAUAAAGGGGCAGUUCUUCGGGCAUAUGGAACAUCUGCAUGGCGAAUCGGCUUUUCUGAGCCACGCCGUUCACAGACAGCCACCGGAAUGUGUAGUCGAUGGGGCAACUAAAAGGAUGAUAGAAUCAGUGUUUGAACACUUGUACCAUUUGGACUAGAUGUUCCAUUUCCUCACCCGUCCUUGAGGAAAAGACCCUGAACUUCAUCCUGUGGGUCGCUGGUCUCCGUAGCCCAGCAGGACUCUACGUGCAAUAAGACGUUAGCAGCAAAAGAGAGAUCUGCAUCCAAGGCAACCUGAAAGUACAAGGUGUCCUCCGGGUCCAUGCUCACAAAUUCGCUAUAACUUUCGCUAAAGGACUUGUCGCUGAACAGAUCCAUGGUUAGGCCCAGUUGCAGGGAGCUGUUGAACUCUACCACCGAGUAGGCUUUCAACCUACAGCAAAAACUGGUAAAUGCGUGCCUAAAGAUGAAGCCCUUUCGGUCCGACACAGCUCACCAUUUCAAAUCGAUGCUAACGUGGGCGUCGCGGAUAUAAUGCAGAGGGUAGACGCACUUCCAGAUCACUUUCAAAUCCCUCCGAGUGAUGGCUUUAUCUUUGGUCAGGCUGACUGCGAGUGUGUUUUGGAACUCAAUGUGGGUUUCGUUGACCUAGGAAAAGUCCAUUCUUGGGCUCCAUCUGCAGUUUACUUGAAAACAUUCACACUCACCCGUCUUUUUGUCCCACAUUCCGUGCCAUGUCGCAGAGUGCUGAAGUGGAACAGCAUUCCAGUUUCCUCCACUUGGCAGGUGGCGUUAUUCAGCACGACAUCCACCUUCCCACCGAUGUACGCAUUCAAGUAGGGUUUGGCAACACCGCCGGUCAUCACUUUGUCCAGACACUGACUGAAAAUGCCUUUCUCUGUGGAGACACGUGACUUUUAUAGGUCAGCGGCAGAUAGAAAUGAUCGGACUUUGUAGAGUUGACUCAACUGGACAGUGACAAUGCUUGCUUGCUUCUUUUUAAAGGUCAGAUUUAAAUUUGGGGCAGAUGCCGUGAUGACAGAUUUUUACAUUUUUGUUCUCCCUUUUCCAAGAAGUUGAACACUACAGAAAGAAACAUUUGAGAUAUUUGAUGAUAUUUUAGUACCGUUGCAAACAGGGUAAGAGGGUACGGGCCCUUGCAGCACUGCGCUAACAUCAUAGUAGCCACUUUUGCACGCGCAGUGAUGCGAACCCAGAGUAUUGAUGCACUGAGAGUUCUGCAGACACACCGGUUGAGUGGAUGGCGCACAAAGAUCAGGACCUGGAGAAGAAAACAAUCCAUCAACCACAGGACAAUAAACAGAUCGUAAACAAUUCUGUUUUCUCGUACCUUCCCAGUAAAUAAUUCCGUCCCUAACUGAUAUGUAAACAUCGUCUUUGGACUCGAUAUAAUCCUUGUAAAAUUGAACAGGAAGUGGCAUGUAAUCGUCUUGGUGGGACGAGUCGAAAAGCAUCAAUUGAACUUGUGUUUUCUUGGUCUCGAUGGCAGGUUCCGCCACCAACGCCUCCACACGAAUUGGGGGAUGGACUUCACUUAAGACUUCCAUUAGCUGGAAAACAAAAUUAAUAUUCAAAAAAGUAUUUCCUUCCACUAAAAAUCUACAAAUAUGACUCCUCACCAAGUUCUGGACACUCUCCACCAUUAUGGUUGUGACUUCGGCCAUUUCGUCACCCAGGUCAUCGGGAAUAGAACCUGGCACAACCAUUCUGAGCAGGUAAAUUUCUUCAGCUAGAGCCAAAAAUGCAGCAUUAAGAACCGGUCACCAUUAAAGUAUGUAACAAUUAGGAUUAAGACCUCGGUCUUCUUUGAUGGAGUCAAGUCCAACACCCCUCGCAAGGAAGCCAUAGAUUGAAUCGUCUACUGUGAAACACAACUCGGUCCGUCCAGACACCCAGCGGUUGUCGCACCUUUCCCACAAUUCGAGGACGUACGUUUUCCCGGUUUCUAGUCCUGGCAGUUGCAGCUCUGUCUCAGUCACAUUUUCUUUUUGGAGGAGGGGACCGUUCUCCAGGGACAGUUUGUAGAAAAAUGACAAGGCGGGGCUUUGCGAGCCAGGAAUCCAUAAGGCUUUAGAGUCGUUGGUGUGGUAGCGGAGUUCUAACACACCACGGGGUCCUGGAAAUCCAGAAAAUGCAACACUGGCGAGAUAUAUUUUUGAAAAGCCGUUUCUAUUGGGUACCUGUAUGUACUGGAAGCAACUCAGUGCUUAUCAGCACGCCAUCCCCGCACAGCGCUUCCACUCUGGCGCGGUAAAAUCGGCAAGGCGUCAGCCCCGUGACUACGUAGUCAGUCGCAAAAGUGGUGCCUUGCAGUACGUCUUCGUGGUAGAUGUUGAACUUGGAGAUGGAUGACAUGGGGCUCACCAUCCAGCUCAGGGUGUAAUUUUCAGGGCCGAACGAUGUCUGGCGCAAGGCCCCAAUGCUGGAGUGGGCUACAUUUGUUACAGGUUAGAUGUCCGUCAUAUGAAUGCAACAGGAAUUGGAUCUUACCGAUAUUUCCGUCAGUCUCAAUCAUUCCACUGUAGCGGGUCUCCGUACCCGCCUGACAAACUGUCUGCAGGCCAAACAAAACUCUACUGCAUGGCUGCAAACCAGACAAGGUGAACACAAAGUCAUCCGCCGUGUGCCAUACGGGUACUUCCUUCACAAGAUGGUUCGAUCCGUUGAGAUAGAAGGACGUGAGGAAGAAGAAGGAAUAGUAGAGGUUCUCAGGGAAGUCCCAGGUCAAAGUUAUACUGCUGCUGUUCAAGGAACUGACUUUAAAGUCUCUGGGAAUGACUGGAUCUGAUGGAAAAUAAGACUAUAUUCUACAGUGCUUUUGCUUUUCGUCUCUCAAACCUAGUACACGUCUUUAUCAAGUGGCAAAAAGAGCCAGAAUAACACACAUUUAUAAAUAAAUUCCCUCAUACCCGUCAAAGCUGGGAGGCAAGUUACAAGGAAGUUGGCCUCGGUGUCCACACACACCACAUACAAAGUACAGGAUUUCAGGGAGGUGACAUGAUGAGGGUUAUCUGUCAUUUCCUCCCUUUCCAACAUUUGAUAGAAGUUUUGGUCAGAGUAAUACAGGGUCAUCAUAUGAGCAUUGCCGACAGGUGCGGGUUGCCCCUCCAACCAGGAUAACAGAAGCGUGGUAGGUGAGCGGGAUACCACCUUGACACGAAAGCGCACAGUGUGACCUGGAAUUAGAAAUUCAUCAAAAGUAUUUGAGAAAAGGACUUGUUCAUUAGUUUGACUAACAAAAAUGAAGCUAUCAGCGUUUUCACCAAAAGCAAGGAAGAAGUUUUUCUCCUGGUAGAAGAACCAUGUGUCAUUUUCACAAGGGAACACAUCAGUAGGAGUCAGCAAAUCUAGGAUGCUCUACAAAAGAAGUGUGAUUAGGCCAUGAAAUUGUAUUAAAAAACCAAGGGCGUAGGUUUGGUCUCAACAUUGGUAGGGACAAUAUUACCGUAUUGCACAUAAUGCAAACAAUGAUCCAAAUAAGGGACGACCAGCUUGACUUGGUUGUUCCUUGUGGAGGCUGACCUGACUGCAGUAGUUUUGAUGGUUAGCAAGUUUAAUAUUAUGCUAACUCUGAUGCAGGUCGAACUUUCAGUAGCAAAAUGAGUGUUUCCCCCACCUACACAACAUUGACGUCUUUUUACAUGACUCACAGUGGCUGCUGCUGGCCGAAAAAGAAACUUCUAAUAUACUUCCUCUCCGUAGGGGGCGGAGGAGGCGGCAUGUUGUUGACAUGAAUCUGUCGGGGUUGUGUGAGUAUGUCUGUGUCUUUGUGGCGGGACGGGGGGGCUUCAAGUCAUCAACCAACCAAAUGUUCGUUUGAGAGGGAAAAAAGUGGACUGGCACAUUCUGCAAGUGAAAAGGGAUAACUAAGUCUUAACAUAAUGAAAAUAAUUCACUUAAUAAUGGUAGGGUCUAUUCUACCCUUACAACACAUGGUAAGACAAUCUAAAUUACCUACCAUAAUGUUCGGACUAUAAGCCGCUACUUUUUCCCCCUCAUUUUGAAUCCUGCGGCUUAUAGUCCAGUGUGGCUUAUUUGUUGAUUUAUUUGGGUUAAUAGGUAACACUUUAUUUGACAGCGGCGUCAUAAGACUGCCAUGAGACCAUCAUAAUUAUGACAUGACAUUAUCAUGGGCAUUAACGAAUCCUUAUGACCAGAGGUGUAGCAAGGGUCCCCGGGGGCCCCAGGCAACAAGCAACAUGGGGCCCUUCGAGCGUGUGCAAGUAAGGGGGGCAGUUGAACUUGGAGCUAUAGAAGUAAGAGUAGCAACACAAAAAUACCACCAUCGGAUGCGGAGGUAUAUACCUUUGUGUGAAAUCAGUAGUCAGAUUGGCCCGACGACCCACCAAAUUCAAAUUAUUCUGUAAAAACCACUGAUUGGUGGACUACCGACCGAAAUGAGGAUUAAAUUUGUUAAUAAAAUUGUUUAGGGUUAUUUUAGAUGCAUAUAUGUUAUAUUUUUCUUAUAGAGUAUUCGACGAGGAAUACGAUAGACCCAUUAAUAGACUUUUUUUGAAAAAUAACCAUUUCUUUAAGUAGUCACAUGAAUAAUGAGGUGGCCUGUGAAAAUCAACAUAAAAUAACCUGGCAAGGACGUUCUAGAGAGUACUUAUUGUGUCUUUUAACAAUCAUGUGGUAUUAACAGUCGAUUGGAUUCUCUUAAACAUGAACAAUCUCCGUGACAUGGCUAGUGCUGAUUAGGAUUGAUAACAGAAUCAUUCGAUAAUCUGCCAAAUGAUUCCAUGGUAUUGAAUCACUCCCUAUACUUAUUGCUGUGGAAGUGCAGUAAAGCCGCGUGUGCUAAAUCUGUUGACCCUCUGGGGGCCCCUACUGGCUGGGGGCCCUAGUCAAUUGCCUGGUUUGCCUAAUGGGACGCGACGCCUCUGCUAAUGACAGAUGUCAUUAAGUUCAUCUGGCAAAUUAUGUCACUAAUUCCAUUUAUGUCCAGCUCUUUUACAACCAUUCAAAAGGGAGAUAAUUUGCAGUUUAUUUAAUGCUCAUGGCAGUGUAAUGUCAUAAUUAUGAUGGUGUUACGACAGUCCGAUGGUGCCACCUUCAAAUAAAGUGUUAAUAAAUUCCAUAAUUAGCGAUAAAUGAAAAAACUAGAACAGUAACUGAAGAAAUGAUGCGCGCAGAACAUGAAUUUUGAAUUUUUAUUUACAUCUGUAGUGCUGCAAUGCAUGCUAGAAGGCAUGUUGGAUGAGAACAGUGUUGACAGCAGCUGGCAGCAGAGGCUGACUGUGUCCCACAAGAGAACAAUGAUGGCCAAAUGAAGCUUCUUGAAGCAAUGAAGCAUUGGAGGCAAUUGGUUCAAAGCUUCAUUUGGUCUUAUGAUGCCGCUGUCAAAGUGUUACCGGUUGAUAACUUUUGGUGUAAAUAUCCUAUAAAACAGUGAGGAUAGCUGCGGCUCAUAGUCCAGUGUGGCUUAUCUAUGAACAAAUGUCGUUUUUCUGUCAAAUUUUGUGGAUGGCGACUUAUAGUCAGGUGCCCCUUAAAGUGCGAAAAUUACAUAUAUAUCUGAACUCCUUAUAUAUUGAAAUAAGGUUGCGUAAAAGUUGGUGGGGAUCAUCCUGAAAAGUUGCUAGUGUUAUUUCCCUACCGUCCCUAUGCAAACCUACGCCCUUGCAAAAAACAUUAUUCCACUACCUGCGUGGAUUUUGUUGGCCGUUCUUGAGGUUUAUGACUUCCAUUAACUUUGGUUUGCUUAGGAUCUUAAACAGAAACAUCUUGUUAACUGCCAUGGACGGCCAGGAUAAGCUUAUGAUUUGUUUGUUUACCUCGAGAAAUUUUAAAAGUCCAUGAGUGAAGUUUGCCAGCAUAACUCAGGGUCACAUUGUUUUCUACUGAUAGAGGUACGGUCAAGGAAACCACGUCGUCGUGGUUUGUCCAGAGGUUUUUUAAAGAUGUGCCGUUGAGCCACAGGUCGCUAUUACUAAGAACGCAAAAUAGUAUUUUAAUCAAAAAUGACUGUGACCUUAAAAGUGAAGACACUUGAUGAAAACAACCAAAUAGAGGCACUUACCUUUCCUGAGGGUUGCCCAUCCAACAUAUUGAGAAAACAUCCUCAGUACGUACUGUGAAAGGAAAUUAGGAUUUCUUUUAAAUGUAUAAAUAUGGCACAAAAUGUUCAAAUGACUCUCCAAAUGGUAUAAUUCCCACCUAAUGAUAUCGCUUGAGCAAUCAGAGUUAGAUGAACGAGAGGAAAAUCAAAGGAUUUUCUGGAAAUAAAUCAAAGUCAUUGGCAUAAAAACAUUCCCAAUUGCUGAUUCAAGUUUUCUUACAUUUUCGUCAUGAUUCCAGCAAAGUGUGUUUUGUUCAGUAAAAAGUAGGCUUUGCUGGAAAUGGACAGCCCAUUAAUGGGUGACAGGUGUGCGAUGACGUCACUGAACGUCACCUGCAAGAUAAAUAGCCGUCGUUGAGUCACAUGCAGAGGGGAAAAAGUGAAAAUAAAUGUACCUUCAUCAAACUAAAACAGCUUUACAAGUGCUUCCUAUAAUAGCCAGUAGAUGUCAGUGUUUAUCCAAAUGUCUAUUUGCAGUUCAACAUCGGCCUUCAUCAUUUUUCUGAAUCAGAUUUGAAAUGAAAAAUGUGUUUGCCACUUUGCCAGUCAUUUUUUUUCAAGUAUUGAACAGGUCCAAGUUGUAUUAUUGAAUAAAUACAUGUUUUAUAAAAGCAUAUAUUUAUUAUUUUAAUGAUUCAUUGAAUCUGAAUCUCCAACAAGAAGGAUGACCUUUAUGAAUCCGCUGGAGACAAUGUACCAUACAACCAAAUGACAUUAAGCAAAGUAAAGGCGAUGUGCACUCAAUCAGAGCCCAGAAUUACAGUGGACAGGACUACCCGUAACAUAGAGAAACUUUUGUCUGCUUCAUCUUAACAAGUAAUUGGAGUCACAAGCCCUUGGUGAGUUUGAGGCUGCAGUCUUGUUGAGAGCUUUGUCUCAUCAUGCGUUAAGCCGAGCGCGCUGAAAAAUAUACGUGUUCGUUGGCAAAUAUGGGGAGGUGGAGGUCUUUGCUGCUGUUGUGUGCACUUUGUUUGUCGGAGACUACCGGAGAGCCGACAAAAAAUGAUGAUGAGGUCAACCUCGUGAGUUUCCUGAGAGGAAUCUAUGCCGGACUCUUGCUGAGGGAUGACCCGUUGGUCCUCAACACGGAUUUUGGGAUAAACUCACUUGCUUCGGAAAGAUCACAGAGCUUCUCGUCCUCACAAGAAAGUGAAAAUGAGGACAAAGCAGUCAAAAAGACCGACAUUGGCCCAUUGGUGAUGACCAAAAACGGGCCAAUCAAAGGGAUUACGACAGACAAGGCCCAUAUAUUCUACGGGAUACCAUACGCGGACCCCCCGGUUGGGUCAUACCGAUGGAAGCCACCUAGACCUGUAAGUCCUUGGAAGGCGGUUUAUGAUGCCACCUUCCCACGGGCUGCGUGCAUGCAGGGUUGCAGAGGACCAAUUGCUGCGGAGUGUCCACAAAAUGUCAGCGAAGACUGCCUCUAUCUGAACAUCUUUGCUCCCCGAGAUGUGAACUUCAGUUCUCCACUGAGUAAUCCGCUUCCGGUGAUGGUGUGGAUCCACGGCGGCGAUUUCAUCGCCGGUUCAGCCUCAAAACCGCUGUACGACGGUCGCUUCAUGAGCAACUUCACCCACACUAUAGUUGUCAACCUGGAGUACAGACUAGGCGCCUUCGGAUUCCUCGUGUCCGGUAAAGACGCAAAGAUGUCAGCGGUGGGAAAUUACGGGAUUCUGGACCAGCAAGCGGCGCUUCUUUGGGUCCAACGGAACAUUGCGACGUUUGGAGGUGACCCCGGCAAGGUAACCCUAUUCGGAGAGAGCGCCGGUGCUCAGUCUGUCAGUCUUCACCUGAUGAUCCAAAGCAGCAAACCUCUGUUCAAGCAAGCAGUUCUACAGAGUUUACCUUUCUCCAUCCCUCUCAAAACCAGACACGACGCCCUGAAGCUCGGAAAGGAAUUUGCAAAAAAGACCAACUGCUCCGUCGGCGACAUCGUCUGCCUGCUGUCGCUCACGCCGCAGGCCGUCCUGGAAGCGCAGAUGAAAACAAGUUCCAAGCUCGUAAACCCAUUCAGAUUCCUGGAGGUCUUCGAAACAUGGGGUCCCUUCAUUGAUGGUGAGCUCAUCAAGGAGCAGGCGGUCACCGCUUUCCAGAAAGGCCACUGGCACGCGGAAAAACCGGUAUUGCUAGGUACAACCUCAGAGGAAGGUGUGAUCUUUGUGUAUGGCGUUUUUAGCAAGCCGGUGUCCGCCUUGGAGUCCAUCAUGUACGUCACGGCGAUCUUCAAACAACACAGCCUGAGGAUUUUGCACAAGUAUCUGCCUCUCUACAGAGACUCUGAUCGGAGAAAUAUGUUGGCUCAGAUAGUCACAGAUUUUGUCUUCCUGUGUCCAUCACGGAGGUCAGCGCGUGCCGCCACAGAAGCUGGCAGCAAAACGUGGAUGUACGUCUUUGACCACGUGACCUCAGACCCCCGCGUCUGGUCCGGUCUGACCUUCUGCUAUCGACACGUCUGUCACGGCGCCGAGUUGCCGUUCGUUUUCGACUCGGCCCCCGUGGCCGGCUUCGCCCUGACGCCCGCCGAGAAGCUGCUGUCCAAUCGCGUGCUGUGUCACUGGGGCGCUUUCGCCCACACGGGCGACCCGUCCUCAAGGUUCCGUCAGACGACCUUUUGCCGGGAGCAACGCCUGCCCGUGUGGCCUCGCUAUUCGGACACGAGCGGAUGGCUGGUCAUGAACUUGACAGUGCGUUCGCACGCGCAAGUGGGGACCAGGAACCACGUGUGCGAUUUCUGGGACCAUCUGGGUAUUUACUAAGACUGGAAAGUUUUGCUCGGUGUAAAUCAGAAAAACUUAUUCUUGUCCAGAACAUUCCUGAAGUUCCUGGAAGUGGAUAAAGUCAUAGUGCUAGCGGGCUCUCCCUAGUGGUAUAAACAAAGAAUUUUUGAAUUAAAUGCAAAUGAAAUGUACAACAUGAUUUGUUUUCAAAAAUACAAAUAAAUGCACUGAAAAUUGAUUUCCCACAACAGCCCUCUUGUAAUUAUAUUGAAUUCCAAUUGUCCCAAUAUUCACAGUGGUAUGAAAAAGUAUCUGAACCUUUUGGAAUUUCUCACAUUUCUGCAUAAAAUCACCAUCAAGUGUGAUCUGAUCGUUGUCAAAAUCACACAGAUG
This is a messenger RNA of Corythoichthys intestinalis (scribbled pipefish), 9420 nucleotides long. Its product is annotated as cAMP-regulated D2 protein. NCBI's taxonomy places the organism in Eukaryota, Metazoa, Chordata, Actinopteri, Syngnathiformes, Syngnathidae. Gene Ontology annotation, molecular function: cholinesterase activity. The record is from RefSeq and is a predicted model, not a curated record. The coding region runs from base 7237 to 9066 and encodes 609 amino acids. The transcript is spliced from 8 exons.